Molecule: messenger RNA, 3350 nt
Organism: Paramacrobiotus metropolitanus
Lineage: Eukaryota; Metazoa; Tardigrada; Eutardigrada; Parachela; Macrobiotidae
Product: regulator of telomere elongation helicase 1 homolog
Exons: 4
Coding region: 231-3221 (996 amino acids)
Biological process (GO): negative regulation of DNA recombination; negative regulation of t-circle formation; regulation of double-strand break repair via homologous recombination
Cellular component (GO): nucleus
Molecular function (GO): DNA helicase activity; ATP binding; DNA polymerase binding
Source: RefSeq, a predicted model, not a curated record
AACCUUAUUAAAACAUAAAUGAUAAACAUAUUAAAACCUUUUUUACAAACAGAAUUCCGACUUUUUUGCCGUGAGUUUUAGUGAGGCGUGCGUUUACAGUGGUGUGUACAAGGUUUUUUACAGUGCUUACAGUUAGUUAAAGUUUACCAUACAUGAUGUAUGGUGUAUGGUACAUCCAUUGGACAGAUCUGUGCAUGUGAGUUUGUGAAAGCAGCAGGCGUGGAAGAAAAAUGCCUUCUUUCGACAUCGAAGGUAUCCACGUCGAGUUUCCGUAUGAGGCAUACGAUAUCCAGAUAUCUUAUAUGACACACGUGAUAAAAUCCUUGAAAUCACGGACGAAUGCCUUAUUGGAGAGUCCUACUGGUACUGGCAAAACCCUGUGUCUGUUGUGUGCAUCUUUAGCAUGGCUGGAGCACGAAAAAGCGCGUCAGCAGCUGCAGCGUUUGACUGGCGCUCCAUUAUAUUCUGCUGGAGCGGAGAUUCCCGAUUCCUGGCCGUCGCAGCGUUCUGCUGCUGAGCUGACGAAGGCGUUAGUGGAAACGAAAAUCAUUUACGCGUCCCGAACUCAUUCCCAAUUGGCGCAAGUCAUGCAGGAGCUGAAGAAAACUCGUUACAGAAAUGUACGAGUGGCCACGUUGGGCUCGCGAGAUCAGCUGUGCAUCAAUCCACAGGUUUCGCAGUUGCCUAACAUUGCCGCCAAGAAUAAAGUGUGUCGUGAUAAAGUCAAUACCCGCAGUUGUAAGUUUUAUGUUCAGUUGGAACAGCAAGCCAAAGAGAGUACAUUAGCUGUGGAACCGGCAGCUGAUAUUGAAGAUCUGCUCAGUUUCGGCAAGAAAAACCGAGUGUGUCCGUAUUAUUUGGCCAAAAGUUAUGAGAAGUCAGCCGAAGUGAUUUUCAUGCCGUAUAAUUACAUUUUCGAUCCCACCGUCAGGCGCACUAUCAAACUGGAUCUUAUGAAUGCUGUUAUAAUUCUCGAUGAAGGGCACAAUGUUGGCAAAGUAUGCGAGGACAGUUAUUCGUAUGAGAUUUCAUCCACUGAUCUUGCCACAACGAUCCGCGAAACCGGGCGAAUCCUGAAUCAUUUGGUAAAAUCGAAUGAGAUGGAAACAGCGUCAGGCAGCACUGUGCAGUCGAAUGUCACUAGGGAAUUGCAAAAUCCGGAACGGUCGGAGAAAACACGCGCCGUUGCCACAUUAAAAAGAACAUUACUAGACUUUGAAGCGGCACUUGAUGAGCUCUCGCUACCGGAGGACGCCAGCCACGGUUGGGUACGACCAAUGACCUUUAUGAAAGAAUUGUUUUCCGCGGCUAAAGUAAACCAAGUUCGUUUUGCGGAAUUAAGCACUUCCGUUAGUGAGCUGCUUGCUGAGAAUGAAAACAAAGAUCAGUUCUCUGCUUUUUCGAGUCAUAAUGCGGGAUCUCUGCAGAAAUUCGUUGAUUUGAUGGAAGUUGUUUUCUCGAAAGACGUUCAGAAGCAUCAUCCGUAUUUUCGCGUCUAUGUCCGCAAGGAAGACGUAAAAAAGAGACUAAAAGACGGUUGGAGCGGAGAUGGAAUUACGACCAAACAGAAUCGCGUAAUCAGCAUUUGGUGUAUGAGUCCAGGCUGUACGAUACAGACUAUCAUGCAAAGUGAAAUCCAUUCCAUGAUAAUCACUUCUGGCACGCUAACUCCAGCGGAGCCACUUUUAAAGGAACUAGCCGUACCGUUUCCGAUCCAGCUGUACAAUCCACAUGUUAUUAGUGGAAGCCAAGUUUGGGUCGGAGUGAUAUCGAAAGGACCGGAUGGAAUCCAAUGGAACUCACAGUUCAAAAACCGUGAUUCUGUAGACUACAAACGAUCUCUUGGUCGGGGUAUACUGAAUUUCCUUGAAGUGAUUCCGGAUGGAGUAUUAAUAUUUUUUCCUUCGUAUCGUGUCAUGGAUGAUUGUAUUACCUGCUGGAAAUCGUUUGAUUUGUGGGAGGGAAUGUCAAAAAAGAAGGCAUGUUUUGUUGAGCCGACUAAUCGCAACGAAUUUACCACCAUGCUGUCGGCAUAUUUUCAAGCAGUUCGAGAAAACGGACCCGGAGCGGCGUUUUUCGGCGUCUGCCGUGGGAAAAUCAGCGAGGGCGUUGAUUUCCCAGAUGUUUGCGCUCGCGGAGUUAUUUUGACUGGUCUACCGUAUCCAAAUAGAUAUGAACCGCGCAUUCGCGUGAAAAUGGAAUAUUUGCAACAAACCUAUGGAAAUGUCACCACUCGGACACUGACUGGUGAAGAGUGGUACAAUCGGGAAGCCUGGUCGACGGUCAACCAAGCCUUGGGGCGUGUAAUCCGUCAUGCUAAAGAUUUCGGAGCUUGUUUGCUGUGUGAUAUGAGAUUCGAGAACGAAAGCAGCAAGAAGCAGUUAAGCGGAUGGGUUCGUAAUUCUCUGCGGAAUUACGCCUUCCCGGUCGGCAAGCGAGCAUUAGCAGAUUUUUUCCGAGGUCAUUGUGGAGAACUACGUCUGAGGUCCUCAGAUGUGAUACCGUUGGAAAAUUUUGGACCAGAGAAAAAAUUCGUUACCGCGUCUGUGAAGCCAGAAAGGGAAACUUCCAUGGCUGCGGCCUGCGCUGUCCAAAAAAGAUGCGCUGCACUACAGUCGGAUGCCCAUGUGUUAUCUUUGUAUUCCGGUGCGGCAGUGUCGAAAACGAAGCGAAAUGCAUCUGUUUUUGCUGCAAUGGAUGCAUCGGAAGAUUCAGCAGCGCUGGAAAAUGCUGUUCCGGCUAUUGCUUCAGCUGAUAUUCCUUCCACAUUCUCUAGCCUGGCCACUCAGUCGAUGCCUGUAAUUCGCAAAAAAAUUGUCGUUAAACCCAAUAAAUCCGCGGAGUUGAACUCACAGUCCGGGCCUGCACAGAGAUUUGUCGACUUGCCCCGAGAGAGUUCCGUGGUUGCUUCGGCUAAGUCCUCAAACGAUCCAGCAGAAGCAGGAGUUAAGGAAAGGAACACAACUCAAGUGUCGGAUACUUUAUCUGUCUUGCGGACGGAACUAAACCAUGCAGAUUAUGCGGCGGUUUCUCGCGCACUGAGUAUACUAAGGAAACCCGAGUGUGACGGAUGUGCCUCUUUGACAGAAGCACUUCGCCGUGUAGAAGAUUCGAGCAAGCGCAGGAAAAUUGCGCUUUUAUUAAGCAGGUAUAUUCCAGUGCGCAGCCGUCAAGAGUAUGAUCGAUUUCUGGAUGGAAUGGGCUACGUUAUCACUUUGUAAUCAGUGGACGCAGCGUUGUGAUAAUUGUUACUUGUUGGCCGUGUGGCACACGAAAAGUGAAAAUUUAAUGUUGCUCACGUCGAUGUUUUAUACUUGUGCAAGUUUAUUAUCAAAAGAAAAUUAAUAAAU